CAGGCCUCCUUUUCUCUCACAAAACUAGAAAUCUCGACCGUUUUCUUUUUCUCUUUCCAAAGGCGACAGCUACCAAUCCACCAGUAAUGGCGACGAAAGUUUAUAUAGUGUACUACUCCAUGUAUGGACAUGUCGAGAAGCUAGCAGAAGAGAUUAAAAAAGGUGCCUCAACUGUUGAAGGAGUAGAAGCUAAAAUGUGGCAGGUUCCAGAGACGCUGCCAGAAGAGGUGCUUGGAAAGAUGGGUGCACCCCCCAAAAGUGACGUGCCAAUAAUCACACCAAAUGAGCUUGCUGAGGCUGAUGGGAUUAUCUUUGGAUUCCCAACUAGAUUUGGUAUGAUGGCAGCACAAUUCAAAGCUUUCCUUGAUGCCACUGGAGGACUCUGGAGAGCACAGCAGCUUGCAGGCAAGCCUGCAGGAAUCUUCUUCAGCACUGGAUCCCAAGGUGGUGGUCAGGAGACUACUCCCUUGACAGCCAUAACCCAGCUUGUCCACCAUGGAAUGAUCUUUGUGCCGAUUGGCUACACCUUUGGUGCUGGGAUGUUUGAGAUGGAGAAGGUGAAAGGUGGCAGCCCAUAUGGAGCAGGCACAUAUGCUGGGGAUGGUUCAAGAUUCCCAUCUGAGCUUGAACUUGAGCAAGCUUUCCACCAGGGAAAAUACUUUGCUGGCAUUGCCAAGAAGUUCAAAAGUUCCUCUUGAUUUUCGCCUUCCCUCUAGAAUUAUGAUACGGUCACGGAAUAAUAUGCUAGCCUUGUUUGAUUGUUGCAGCUUCUGAGCUUUGAUUUAUGUUUUUUUGGUAAAUUGGCUAUCCCAUAAAUACAAUAUCAGUUUGCUUUCCAUUGGUGUGAGAUGCCACCUUUGCUGAGGAGCUUAAAGGUUUAUUAAUUGCUCUCUCAAUAAAUGCCUCUAGAGGUUCUUGGGGACAAUGAAACUUAUGAUAUUAAAAUUAGAUUUUAUGGGUC
Messenger RNA from Phoenix dactylifera (date palm), 961 nucleotides. RefSeq names its product NAD(P)H dehydrogenase (quinone) FQR1-like. The record is from RefSeq and is a predicted model, not a curated record. NCBI's taxonomy places the organism in Eukaryota, Viridiplantae, Streptophyta, Magnoliopsida, Arecales, Arecaceae. Gene Ontology annotation, molecular function: NAD(P)H dehydrogenase (quinone) activity; FMN binding. Gene Ontology annotation, cellular component: membrane.